Protopolystoma xenopodis is the source of this 732-nucleotide messenger RNA. Lineage: Eukaryota; Metazoa; Platyhelminthes; Monogenea; Polystomatidea; Polystomatidae. The record is from the annotation of a GenBank genome assembly.
UUAACCAUGCCUCCCAGUCAACAAAAAGGGGCAGCGAAAAAGACUGGACCAAAGAAGGGAGGGAAAAAAAAGACACACGAUCCUUUCACAAAAAAGGAAUGGUAUGAUAUCCGGGCUCCUAUUAUGUUUAGUAAGAGGACAUGUGCCCGAACGCUCGUAACGCGAACACAAGGCACCAGGAUAGCUAGUGAUGCCCUCAAAAAAAGAGUUGUGCUGAUGAGCCUGGGCGAUUUAAUGGCCAAGAACGAUGAAUCUUUUCGAAAGUUUAAACUACAGGUUGAAGAUGUCCAGGGCCGUCAUUGCCUCACUAAUUUUUACGGAAUGACUCUUACGAGGGAUAAGCUAUGCUCUCUCGUGAAAAAGUGGCAGUCUACCAUCGAGGUCCAUGCAGAUGUAAAGACUACGGAUGGCUACCUGUUGAGGUUUUUCAUUAUCGCUUUUACGAAGAAGCAAAAUGCUCUGAGCACUCCACGAACGUAUGCCCAAGCGAGCCGCAUAAAACGAAUACGAGCCCGGAUGGUUGAGGUCAUUAAUCGUGAAGUCGCCACAUGUGACCUAAAAGGUGUUGUUGAGAAAUUAAUUCCUGAUUCAAUAGGUAGUGAUUGCCGUAAAGCAGGGAGCAAGCUCUAUCCACUCAGCGAUGCAUUAGUUCGUAAAGUUAAGGUCCUAAAAAAACCCAAACUUGACAGUAAUUGGCAGACUCAUGGAACUGCAUGGCGAGGGAAAAAAUGA